AUGGACCAAGAGAUACCACGUUUUAACUGUAACGAAGAUAUUUCGACGUUAGGAAUUAAAUGGAAGAAAUGGAAGCGCAGUUUUGAAAUAUAUAUAAAUGCAAAAGGAAUCACCGACGAUUUACGAAAGAAAAACCUUUUAUUACAUUGUGCAGGACCUGAAGUGCAGGAUAUUUUUUUUACGUUACCUGAAAGUGAAGAUGAAACUAUUGGAAAACAGUAUGAUCUUGCAAGAAUCGCUUUAGACAACUAUUUUUCACCGAAAGCAAACACUGUUUACGAAAGAUAUAUUUUCAGAAGUAUUAAGCAGAAACCAGGUGAAACCAUGGAGCAGUUCAUCACAAAGUUGAAGCAGCAAGGGAAAAAUUGCAAUUACACCGAUCUGGAUGACCAAAUCAGAGACCAGGUAAUUGAAAAAGGAUUAUCGACUGAUUUACGACGUAAGUUCCUGGAACGAGGAGAUUUAAAAUUAGACGAAGUAAGGGAGAUUGCCAAGGCAUAUGAAGCAACAGAAAUGCAGUUACACGCAAUGGAAAAACCAUCACCAACAGUUGAGGUCAAUAAGGUACAAUACAAAAACAAACCAAAUUGGAAGAAAGGAAAAGAAGAAAAGAAGGUCAGUGGAAAUUCAAACGGUAAAGAAGAGAAGAAGGAAAAUGUAAAGAAUGAACUCGAAUCAUUAAUAAAUCAAGGUAUAUUGGAACCUGUAAAUACAAGCGAAUGGGCUAGUGCAAUUGUGCCUGUUGUCAAACGAAAUGGUCAAAUAAGAAUUUGUGGAGACUACAAACCUACUCUAAAUCCAGGUUUAGUGGUAGACGAUUUUCCUUUGCCAACAAUAGAUGAACUAUUUGCAAAUAUGGCAGGAGGUGAGAAAUUCACAAAAUUAGAUAUCACUCAAGCGUAUUUACAUUUAGAAGUACAUCCUGACGAUAGGGAAUUACUUACUUUAAAUACCAUUAAAGGUUUACUAAGACCAACAAGGUUAAUGUACGGUGUAGCUUCUGCGCCAGCAAUAUGGCAAAAAGAAAUAGAAAAAAUAUUACAAGGGAUUGACGGUUUAUCAAUUUUCUUUGAUGAUAUCAGAAUAACAGCUCCAAAUGAAGAAUUACAUUUGAAACGUUUAUGCCAAGUUUUAGAUAGAUUCAAACAAUUUAACGUUAAAGUAAAUUUUGAAAAAUGUACAUUUUUGGCUGAUGAAAUUGAAUAUUGUGGUUAUGUGAUUAAUAAGGACGGAAUACAUAAAUCUAAAAAGAAAGUAGAAACAAUAAAGAACAUUCCACGUCCUACAAAUCGUGACGAAUUGAGAAUCUUUUUAGGACUUAUUAAUUAUUAUGCACCAUACCAUCCAGCAACAAAUGGUCAAGCAGAGAGGUAUGUGCAAAUCUUGAAAAAUUCUUUAAAAGCUAUGUUACAUGACGGCAGUAACAUGAACAUACGUCAAAAAGUAAAUCAGUUACUAAUGCAAUAUAGAAAAAUGCUGCAUAUUACUACUGGUAAAUCACCAUCUUGUAUGUUACUAGGAAGAGAAAUUAAGACAAAAAUUGACAAAUUAAUUCCAAAGCCGAAUAACAACCCAUGUGUAAAAGAUUUUUUUUCUAACAGGGAAGACACCCCUAGGAAAUUAGAAUUAGGAGAAAAGGUAGCUGUUAGGAGUUAUCAUGGAAUUAAGUGGUUAUUCGGGAAGAUUAUCGAGAAACAAGGAUUAUUACAUUACUCUGUUAAAUUAGAUAAUGGAGGAAUUGUUAGAAGGCAUAUUGAUCAAAUUAUUUCAAUAGGGAAGAAUGUAGAAGAUGAUACAUCUUGUUUAUAUAAAUAUUAUAUUCCAAGGCCCUCUGUUCAGGCCAAAAAUGCCUCUGAAAAACCCUUGAUAAAUACAAAUAGUAAUGUUAAUUCAGAUCAAGAUAAGUCUGAUAGUGACCAAGACAUUUCACUACAAAAUGAUACUGGAACAGGCAAUUCUCUGAAUGAUAACGUUCAUAUAGAGCAUUCAAAUAAUUUUGAACCUAGAAGGUCUACUAGACCUAAAAAGCCUGUUAAUAAAUUAAACUUGUGA
Harmonia axyridis is the source of this 2052-nucleotide messenger RNA. RefSeq lists its product as uncharacterized. Bases 1 to 2052 code for a protein of 683 amino acids. The transcript is spliced from 3 exons. Gene Ontology annotation, molecular function: nucleic acid binding. Gene Ontology annotation, biological process: DNA integration. The record is from RefSeq and is a predicted model, not a curated record. Lineage: Eukaryota; Metazoa; Arthropoda; Insecta; Coleoptera; Coccinellidae.